GUAAUAACAACAUUGAAGCAUAAUGAGGGUCUCUCUCAGCGUUCUUUGGACAGCACUUUGUCUCGAAAAGGUUCUCGGAGAAUAUGGAAUGGCACAUUUCAGUGACCCAGGAAAGAGCAAAGGCAAGGACUAUUGCAUAUUCUUCAACUCUCAGUGGGCACAUCUACCUCAGGAUCUCAAUAAAGCAUCUCGACUACAGACCUAUGAUCUCACCGCCUCUGUGCUGUGCUCCCCGUCUGAUGUACCUGAAGGAGGCUUCCUAAACCGCAUUCCCAUGGUGCUCAGAGGCAACUGCACGUUCUAUGAGAAAGUGAGACUAGCUCAGAUCAAUGGUGCUAAAGGCCUUCUUAUUGUCAGCAGAAGCAGAUUGACCCCACCUGUUGGUAACAAGUCACAGUAUGAGGAGAUCGACAUUCCCGUCGCCCUGCUCAGCUAUGCAGAUAUGCUGGACAUCAGCAAGACCUUUGGAGAAAGCAGAGUGGUGGCCAUGUAUGCACCCAACGAGCCGGUAGUGGACUAUAACAUGGUGAUCAUCUUCCUAAUGGCAGUAGGCACCGUGGCUAUAGGAGGAUACUGGGCCGGCAGCAGAGACAUCAAAAAGCGCUACAUGAAGCACAAAAGAGAUGACAGCGCAGAGAAACAGGACGAAGAGACAGUGGACGUGACGCCCAUAAUGAUCUGUGUGUUUGUGGUCAUGUGUUGCUCCAUGCUGGUGCUUCUGUACUACUUUUAUGAUUAUUUAGUGUACAUGAUUAUUGUGAUAUUCUGCCUGGCGUCCUCUGUGGGCCUGUACAGUUGUCUCUGGCCUUUUGUUCGUAGAAUUCCCUUUGGGAAGUGCAGGAUACCUGAGAAUAACCUGCUAUAUUUUCACAAGAGGCCUCAGAUACGCUCACUGCUGCUCUCAGCGUUCUGCAUAGCAGUCAGUGUUACGUGGGGAGUGUUUCGAAAUGAGGACCAGUGGGCGUGGGUGCUCCAGGAUGCGCUUGGAAUUGCAUUCUGCCUCUACAUGCUGAAAACAAUCAGACUGCCCACUUUUAAGGCCUGCACUUUACUUUUGGUGGUCCUGUUUGUUUAUGAUGUUUUCUUUGUGUUUAUAACACCAUUCUUCACCAAGAGUGGGGAAAGUAUAAUGGUAGAGGUAGCGGCUGGUCCCUCUGAUUCCUUCACUCAUGAGAAGCUUCCUAUGGUUCUGAAAGUGCCCAGACUAAACUUCUCUCCAGUGUCACUGUGUGACCGGCCGUUCUCACUCCUAGGCUUCGGGGAUAUCAUGGUACCAGGUCUGCUUGUGGCAUACUGUCAUAGAUUUGAUAUUCUUAUGCAGUCUUCACGGAUCUAUUUUCUGGCUUGCACCAUUGGUUAUGGCAUCGGCCUCCUCAUUACGUUCGUGGCUUUGGCCCUGAUGCAAAUGGGUCAGCCUGCUUUGUUAUAUCUGGUGCCUUGCACUCUCCUCACCAGCCUGGCGGUGGCGCUGUGGCGCAAGGAGUUGCCUUUGUUCUGGACAGGAAGUGGAUUUGUGCCUCAGCCUCCCGUUGUCAUGGCACCUAUCAACUGCACUCAGACUUCAGGACCUCCCACCGCUGAGCCGUUAACCAAUCCUGAGCCACAGGCCUCUGAAACCACCAAUCAGCUCGAGGGACCUUCUCCUGCAUCACCAACUGAAGAAGUGGCUCAGUUUAAAGAUGAAGCCAACAAGUCUGAGUAAAGGACUCUGAGGAGACUAAUUCCUUAUUCAUCUUCUUUUUUUUUUUUUUUUAUAAAACAUCAAAGAUAAAUAUGACAAACUAUAUGACGGACCUAACGUAGUGAGCAUCAUGGUGUGCUUUGUUGUCAAGAGAAGGACACAUUUUUAACCUUUGUUGGAACAGAUUAAACAGUCGCACCGCUGAGAUGAGAUUAAAGGUUACGGUGAGGCCUAGGGUGCUUUUUUUUGCCUCCUCUGUAUGUACUAUCACAUUGCAGUCACACAGCGGAUGGAAUAGAAGGGAGGACGGCUUUGGUUCAUUAAUCAUACAGUCCUGCAUCUCAACAGUGAUCUUUUUGGCCUAAAAGUGGUCAUAAUCUAUCUGUUUGUUGGAACUCAAGUGCAGCUAGUCAUUCAAAGUCAAAAUGAUUUUUAUGUAUGUCCUACAUUUAUCUCCACUUUUUAUUCCUACCAGAAUAACACUAGAACACUAUAUUCAUUAGAUCAAUUCUUCCCACCUUUUCAUAACAUGGCUAAAGUAUCACACCCUUUAAAAAUAUGGUGCUAUCAAGGACUGAAUGAACCAAAGGUAUCAGAUAGUGAUGAUACUCAUGAUGAUGAUGAUGAUGAUGAUAACAAUGACAUGUCUCUGUUUCAUUCAUUUGGGUUACCUCUGGGUUCUGCGUUUUGCAUGCCGUGGAUUAACUAUUGGAACUAUUGAGAAGACAGUAAAUGGGUUGUAGUUUGAUACACACUGACUGUAUAACAGGGACAUUGCUCCUCCCUAAUUUAAUUAGCCAAUCAGCUCCUUACGUUAUGGUGUAAAUGUUGUUCUGGCCUUAUGUAUGGGUUUGGGUUGGAUGUGGAUACGGCUCAGUGGGAACUGAGUGCCAUCUUCAGAUGUGCUGCUGACAGCCAUCGCCUGUAUGUUUGUUUAGGGUUUAUCUGAUACCAUAAGUCUCAAAAUUGUCAAUGCAAGUGCAUACUUUUACAAAAGAAACAAGUUACUAAUGAUACUUUAAUCUCUGUUUACUUUUAUUUUAAAUUAUGUUUCAUCUACUUGAUGUUUUGAUAGUUGGUAAAAAUGUGGUACAAUUCUUAGGAGUGUUAUUCAUUUAUAUUGUAUUGCACAAGCGGCAGGACGCAUCUGAAAUAUUUUUUUUUAGGGCUUUUCUGCCUUUUGUUUACCAUACAAUUUAAGACAGACAUCACCUUAGUCACUAAUCACUGUCUGCAGCUGAAGGUCCUCUUGAUGGCCUUUGCGUCGUAAGGGACGGAAGAGAUGUUUUAAUGAAUUUCACCGUUAGGAACAUGACAUCCAGCAUUCUUUUGGUAUACAGCACUUUUAUCACACUGAAAAACGUGGAUCAGUGAAAGCAAAAGAUGUAAACCUUUGGCUGGAAUCAGGAUGUUUUCUUUUUAGCUACUACUUUUUAAAUGGGUUGCCCUUUCAAAGCCAUGUCUACAGAAAUCACUCUAGAUGAACUGUUAAAAAAGCAGUUUUUGAAAUCUGUUGAGGAUUUCAUACAA
Chanos chanos (milkfish) is the source of this 3211-nucleotide messenger RNA. It is a transcript of the gene sppl2b, whose product is annotated as signal peptide peptidase-like 2. Gene Ontology annotation, cellular component: Golgi-associated vesicle membrane; lysosomal membrane; cytoplasmic side of endoplasmic reticulum membrane. Gene Ontology annotation, molecular function: aspartic endopeptidase activity, intramembrane cleaving. Gene Ontology annotation, biological process: membrane protein proteolysis. The transcript has 15 exons. The coding region runs from base 23 to 1702 and encodes 559 amino acids. NCBI's taxonomy places the organism in Eukaryota, Metazoa, Chordata, Actinopteri, Gonorynchiformes, Chanidae. The record is from RefSeq and is a predicted model, not a curated record.